Messenger RNA from Syngnathus typhle (broad-nosed pipefish), 3980 nucleotides. RefSeq lists its product as uncharacterized. The record is from RefSeq and is a predicted model, not a curated record. Bases 1158 to 3320 code for a protein of 720 amino acids. The transcript is spliced from 2 exons. NCBI's taxonomy places the organism in Eukaryota, Metazoa, Chordata, Actinopteri, Syngnathiformes, Syngnathidae.
CAGCGGGAUAUGUGACAGAUUUUCACUGUACCUGUUAGAUAAAUUGUAUAUAUAUGUUAUCAUGCGUUCCCUAAUGAGUACUUAUUAAUAAGUUAUUGCGCAGAAUGCUUGCUGUUUCGCCUUGCAGACGUCCACCAGUCCACAACAAGUCAUACGAUGCUGUCUGGGGCUUCCUGACCUUCUACACCUCUGGGAAUCCAAGAAAGUUGCUGAUAGCUCAAUCUACUCUGUUGAUGUCUGCACAUGGCAUUCUGUCCUUGCACUCCUUUCCCAUGGCGUCCUGUCUGUAACUACUUGUUUCACAUAGAAUUUUGUCAUGACGUCUUGUCUGUGACUACUUGUUUAUGUCCUUGCGCUCCUUUAUUUUCUCAUGACGUCUUGUGAGCACUUGUUUUACAUAGCAUUUUGUCCUUGCGCUCUUUUUGUUUCUCAUGAGACUAGGCCAUGCUUUCCCCCCCCCACCUGUUAGGGGCUAGUCUCACAUUGUAGGUAGGGCAUCCCAAAAUAAAAAGAGCGAGGGGUGUGACAGAUCUUUAGUGUAUUUUGGACUGCUGUAAGUCUGGUUGCACUCCUCGCGAGAAAAGACUCAACAUUCUGCCUCACUGGUUUUGUCUGCUGAUCCUUUUGCUGAUUUUGAACCUGACAGAUUUUUGGGGGCUCGUCCGGGAUCUCAAUAGACCUACUUCGGGUUCCGGCUGACUUUUCGACGCAGGACAAGUCCUUGGCCAAGGCAUAUAAAGGAAACCCUUUUCACGGGGCUGACUCGAUCAGUCAGCUGGACGCCGGAGUGGUUGACGAGAUCGUCCGAGGGAAAGGCCCAGCGGACUGAAGACCCCAAAGUGGUACCGGGAGACUGGGUUUUGAUCAGGAGUAUCAAGAGGAAGAAUUGGCAUUCACCCAAGUGGGGAGGUCCCUUUUUGGUACUACUCACGACACCUAAUGCUUUAAAAAUAGCCGAACGCAACACGUGGAUUCAUUUAACUCAUUGUAAAAAAGUGAUCUCCGCAGACCCAACCUAAGUACGGAAGGUGAGCAAAGUCUGGUAAUAGUGCCUGAUCCUGGUGCCAAGAUCCAGGGUUGACACGAAAGCUAGCAGAAGCCGAUUUCCAAGACACCAACCCGAAGCUCAGGGUGUUGACUCUGGGGAGAUCCAAAACAUGAGCAUUAGAGAGUCAUUUGGUGAGUGCUUUAAUCGGGCUGUAGCCUGCGCGAAGUCUACCAUGUGCUUUUGGUUGUUUUUGCUGGUUUGUGUUACCAUUAUAUUUUUUUCGGGGGUUACUUUAUCUGGAGGGAUAGAAUACCAUGAGCCUCGCACAUUAUUCUCUCAGGCGACUGCUAACGCUAAUUCUAGUCGAUGUGGCUCAUGGGGUGAACUUGCUAGACAUAAGCGCGACACUAAAUCCCCUUUUGGUCAUGUUGUUUGUGUUCCAGGAGCCGUCCGUGUUCCAACCUGUGUACCAUGGCUUUUGUCUUGGGCUUAUAAUAACUCAUUAAUGUUUACUGUGGCUCCUAACACAUCUUCUUCUAUUAUUUUACCUUUGAAAAGUUUGAAAGGGUUUCGUAAUGGUCGCCCCACUACUGGAGAUAGAUGGCUCGGGUAUUGGUGGUAUUUAACUGGCCACCCGGUUAACACCGGCUGGGGCACCCUUGUCACCACGCAAAUGCGAGGGUAUUGGCCCUCUGGUUCCAGUGACGAGGCUGUGUUCUUUGCUAAACGAGUGACUUUGAUAAAUCGGGGCACAAGCCUCCUUUUGACUCUUACACUCCCUGACGGUCAUAUUCGUCCUCCAAAUGCCACCUUGUUUAACACUUCUUGUUGGGGUUUUCAACUGUGGGCUUGGUCCUCUGGAACCGAUCCUCGCUUUCCUAUUGCUAUUUGCCUUAAUAGAACAAUGUCGGUCGCAGACCGUCCCGUUACAAAUAAAUACACCUUGUCAGCGGGAGCAAAAAUCACAAGUACGCUCCUCACUGAUGUAGACAGCUAUUUUGUGGCCUCCACAGGGAUAAGCGGUCAUACUAACAACUGGCUUCUUAUGGCUGAGCAGGCCGCAAAGAUGGCUGGCGCUAGUUGCAUUGCGUGCAUGGGUCCCAGACCUCUUUUGAAAAUCAUACCUGCAAAUAUAGGCCCUAAGUGUGCUGUCGUUUUGAUGUUAGACUCGUCCAUUUCACCCACUCACGAUUGUUUUAGAUGGGAUACGGUUUACCCUGUUGCCCCUAUGACAAAGCAUAAACCCCUUUUUUCGUCUGUUGUAGCUAAGGGUAAUUUUACAUGCAUUAGAUUACCUGGUACCGGUGUGAAGCUCGGCGCCCUACCUGCUCCGUGGUGUGGGUCCGUGACCAAGGUCACGGCCCCUUUUUUGCCCAUUGCUCGUUGUGAUAUUUGGUUUUGGUGUAAUAGUAACAAACUUUAUGAUAGGUUGCCUUUCGACAGCGCUGGAAUUUGCGCUUUGGUAACCCUAUUGCUACCUGUUUAUUUGAUACCGAUGUCCUCUUAUGAUCUAACGUCUUUUGCUAAGUCCGUAGUGCCCAAAUUCUGGCCGAGAACGAAACGAGACGCCGAAUGGCGGGGCACAGCUAAUCCAACCUACAUCGACGCCAUUGGUGUUCCUAGGGGAGUGCCGGAUGAGUAUAAGCUGGUGAAUCAGAUAGCAGCUGGUUUUGAAUCCGCCCUGUGUUGGUGGUGUACUCUUAACAAAAAUGUUGACAGGAUUAACUACGUCCAUUACAACGUGCAGAGGCUUGGAAACUGGACCGAGGCGGGUUUCAGGGCGGUCCACUCCCAACUGGCCGCUACUUCCCUCAUGGCUUUCCAGAAUCGAAUGGCCCUUGACAUGCUACUCUCAAGAGAGGGCGGUGUCUGCGCCAUGUUCGGUGAGCAAUGUUGCACUUUUAUUCCAAAUAACACUGCGGCCGACGGAAGCCUGUCCCAGGCCCUUGAGGGCCUGUGGGCCUUGAACGGGAAGAUGAAGGAGCACAGUGGAGUGAACACGGAGGUUUGGGCCAACUGGUUGAACGUGUUCGGAAAGUACCGCACCCUGGUUUCCUCUGCCCUGGUCUCCGUUGCCGUUUUCUCUGCCAUUUUGACCUUGUGUGGAUGUUGUUGCAUCCCUUGUCUCCGAUCCCUAAUUAACAGGCUAAUUACGGCUGCUAUCUCUCCACCAGCUGAGACUUUCCCGUUGCUCCUAAGGGAUGACCUUUCGGUCGACGGGGGUUCCUUCUCUAUUGACGACCCGGUCAGCGAAUCUGUUGUGGUUAACUUGUCCGAUUUGUUUUCUGACCCGGGCUUUGCCGAUUGUGACUCAGUUUCCUCCCGUGUGUAAGUUGGUUCCUGCGAAAUGUGAUCCCUUGGCUGAAAAUCUUUUUGAAGUGGCCAUAUGGGUGAUGGGUUGGUCUCCGGGAACUUAUGAUAAACAGGGGGGAAUUGUUAGAUAAGUUGUAUAUAUAUGUUAUCAUGCGUUCCCUAAUGAGUACUUAUUAAUAAGUUAUUGCGCAGAAUGCUUGCUGUUUCGCCUUGCAGACGUCCACCAGUCCACAACAAGUCAUACGAUGCUGUCUGGGGCUUCCUGACCUUCUACACCUCUGGGAAUCCAAGAAAGUUGCUGAUAGCUCAAUCUACUCUGUUGAUGUCUGCACAUGGCAUUCUGUCCUUGCACUCCUUUCCCAUGGCGUCCUGUCUGUAACUACUUGUUUCACAUAGAAUUUUGUCAUGACGUCUUGUCUGUGACUACUUGUUUAUGUCCUUGCGCUCCUUUAUUUUCUCAUGACGUCUUGUGAGCACUUGUUUUACAUAGCAUUUUGUCCUUGCGCUCUUUUUGUUUCUCAUGAGACUAGGCCAUGCUUUCCCCCCCCCACCUGUUAGGGGCUAGUCUCACAUUGUAGGUAGGGCAUCCCAAAAUAAAAAGAGCGAGGGGUGUGACAGAUCUUUAGUGUAUUUUGGACUGCUGUAAGUCUGGUUGCACUCCUCGCGAGAAAAGACUCAA